This is a messenger RNA of Rhagoletis zephyria (snowberry fruit fly), 1987 nucleotides long. RefSeq lists its product as uncharacterized. The record is from RefSeq and is a predicted model, not a curated record. NCBI's taxonomy places the organism in Eukaryota, Metazoa, Arthropoda, Insecta, Diptera, Tephritidae.
UUUUAACUCUCAUUCCAGCAAGUUUGAUAUAUCGGACUCGAUUUUUACUAUAAAGAAAACUGUCAUUUCCACUCUCUAUAAUGCCCGUAUACUACCGAUACUACGUUUUUUUCCUGUAUUUUUCAUUUGAAGUAUAAACAAAAAAACUGACGAAAGUCAAAUUACAAAAACUAUUCGGCAAUGUGUUAGAGAAAGACAAAUUAUGUGUGAAGAACAGCUGAGUUUUGACGUUUCAUUACCGAAAUUCAAAUAAACGAAAUUAAAAUUGAUGUAAAACAGUUUUGUAACAAUAAAAAUGAAAUUAAAGUGGCGAGACAACUACGCAUUCCAUUUAAUUGAAAAAGUCCACGGUGCAGAAUAUAUAUGGAAUCAUAUGCUACCAUCAUAUAAGCCCAAAUAUAAAAAGCAGCAGUUUUGGCUCGCUUUGGUGGAUGAAAUGAACUCAACGUUCACAGCAAAUGUACCAUUUCAAUACGAUGAAGUUACGCACAAGUGGUGCAACAUCAAGUCAUAUUUCAGUUCAGAGAAGCAGAGGAUGGACAAGGCAAAGAGAAGCGGUGCCGGCGGAGACGAAAACGUACAGACCAGCUGGAAGUUCUAUGAAGCUUUGAAAUUCCUACAACAUGUGAAUGAGCAUACACCAUCAGUGAAUAAUUUUAAUAAGUGGAGUUUGCAGAACCUGGACCCUGAUCCCAAUCCAUCGCGUAAGCUUGGGGAGCAACUGCAGCCUGCAGAAUGUUUCGAUCCAGGCUUUGACUCAGAGUCAUCCUUUUCACUCAUCGAAGACAACACAGAGUUCAUUACAAUUACCCCUCUUGCAAUUACAAGUAACAGCAGUAUCCAGUCGCUCCAAGAUACUAAAAACAUCUCUACAGAAGACACUAAUAGUGAUGCAACACCAAUUAAAAUCAUAUCGGAUGAGAUUGUAACUCCACCUCUGGUUACUUCGCAAAACUGUGGUCGGUUUGAUGACAAUAACAACAAUAGCACUAGAAAGUUGGUCCAUGCAACAAGAAAACGAAGAACAAAAAUUAAUAAUGAUUUGGAUGAAAACGCCUCUGCUUUAAUCGAAGCAUCACAAAAUUUAACAAAUGCCUUUCAUGUUGCAUCAAAAACAAAUAACACUGACGAAAAGGCAAACAGUUUUGGGAUAUACAUGGGUGAAGAAAUUGUAAAACUGGACCCCGACUUGCAACUCAAAGCGAAGAAACAAAUGCAUGACAUUUUGAUGGAUCUGCAAAGUGAGCAAUUGAAACGGAAUGGGCUUAUGUAACACAAUGACUAUUUAUAUGUAUGUAUGUACACUCAUAGACAAAAAUAGGAGUGUCCCUUUUUGUCAUGUUUUGACCAUUUUCCGUAGGUUAUUGAAUUUUAAUAACUUAUUUAUAAAACUUUAGUUAACUCUACAACCAAACACAUAUCACUAGAAGCUUUAAACUUUAAACAAAAUUCAAGAAAAUGCAUAAAAUUACAUAACAAUUUCGAACUUCCUUUUAAGUAUUUCAAAAACAAAAUGGGUUGUUGCGGCGCCCUCAGCUUAAAAAAAACAAUACCCAAAAUUAACGGUGAUCUUAAGCCACUUGAAAUUUGCCAUUUAUUACAUAAAAAUUACACAUCUACACAGACAUGCAAUUUUCUUUUUAAUAUUUAAAAGAAAAAAAUCGAAAUUUUGAUGAGUUUUCCUGAAUUUCGUUUAAAGUUUAAAAGUUUUAUUGAUAUGGUUUUGUUUGUAGAGUUAACUAUACAUCCCGUGUCAUAAUUAUAAACGCACCACAUAUUGCCAAGUUUAAAGAUUUUUAAUUAAUGGGGUGUAUUUUUAUAAGUAAAUUAUUAAAGUUCAAUAAACAAAAGGAAAAUAGUCAAACUUUACGAAAGGAGGCAGAGUUAUUAUUUUGCCGAGUGAAUAUGUAUUUUGAUUAUUCUUACCACUUUUUUACCUUAUUAUUACUUUCAUUAAAAUAUUUGGUUGCUCUAAUUGAAUCAAAAA